AUGAUUCCUUUCUCCACCCUCUUCUUCCUCCUCUUCCUCACUUCCGCCGCCGCCGCCGCCGCCGCCGCCCCAGGAGGAUUCGGCAACCACACUUUCGAAUUCGACUUCCCUUCCUUGUCCAUCCGCAACCUCACCCUCCUCGGCGACUCCUACCUCCGAAACGGCGCCGUCGGCCUCACCCGCGACGUCACCGUCCCGACCUCGAGCUCCGGCACCGUCGUCUACAACGAACCAAUCCCCUUCUCCGACCCGGAAUCCGCCCCGCCGUCCGCCGCGUCCUUCUCGACCCGAUUCACUUUCUCCAUCGGCAACGUCAACCCGAGCUCCUUCGGCGACGGCCUCGCCUUCUUCCUCUCCCGAGACAACGACACCCUCGGCAGCGCCGGCGGGUACCUAGGCCUCGUCAACGCCACCCAGCUGACCAAGAACAAGUUCGUCGCCGUCGAAUUCGACACCCGGGUCGACCCCCACUUCGCCGACCCGAGCGAGAACCACGUCGGGCUCGACAUCGACAGCCUGAUUUCGGUCGAGACGGCGGAUCCCCUGUCGCAGGGGAUCGAUUUGAAGAGCGGCGAGCAGAUCACCGCGUGGGUCGAUUACGACCACGUUGCUGAAAUCUUGGAUGUCUUCUUGAGCUUCUCGAUUUCCCCCAAACCGGAAACCCCUCUUCUCUCCGUCGACGACGUCGACCUCUCCGAGUACUUGCGAGGGAACGUGUAUGUUGGAUUCUCCGGGUCGACAGAAGGUUCCACGGAGCUCCACUCGAUUCACAGCUGGAGCUUCAAUUUGACCGGAGAAGGAGCUCUGCUGAUACCCAGAUCGACGAAUCCCCCACACAACGUCUCCGACAAUUCGAUCACCAUCCCCUCGCCGGAGAUUCCAUCUUCCGAUUCGGGAAACAAGAACCACAAGAAGCUCGGGUUGGGGCUGGGAAUCGCCGGUCCGUCCUUCUUCUGCGCGUGCCUCGUGGUUUUCGGGUUCAUCUCGGUCAAGAAAUGGCAGAAGACGAAAGGUGCGGAGAAAGCAGAGCAGCUGGUGGCGGCAGGGAGGCCGAAGGAAUUCAAUUACAGAGAGCUGAAAUCGGCGACGAGAGGGUUCCAUUCCAGCAGAAUCAUCGGGAAGGGCGCGUUCGGUAACGUCUACAAGGCCUUCUUCGUCUCCACGGGGACAAUCGCCGCCGUCAAGAGGUCCAAACACGCUCACGAGGAAGGGAAAACAGAGUUCCUCGCCGAGCUCACCAUCAUCGCCGGCCUCCGCCACAAGAACCUCGUCCAGCUCCUCGGAUGGUGCGUGGAAAAGGGCGAGCUCUUAUUAGUCUACGAGCUCAUGCCACACGGCAGCCUCGACAAAGCCCUCCACCACGACGGCGGCGGCGGAGGAGUGCUCCUCUCGUGGGAACAGAGGCGAAACGUCGCCGUCGGUCUAGCCUCCGCCCUGACGUAUCUACACCAGGAGUGCGAGCAGCAGGUGAUUCACAGGGACAUCAAAUCGAGCAACGUGAUGCUGGACGCGAAUUUCAGCUCGAGAUUGGGCGAUUUCGGAUUGGCGAGGCUGAUGGACCACGACAAGAGCCCUGUUUCGACCCUGACGGCAGGGACGAUGGGGUAUCUGGCGCCGGAGUAUCUCCACUACGGCAAGGCGACGGAGAAGACGGAUGUGUUCAGUUAUGGAGUCGUGUUGCUUGAAUUGGCCUGCGGGAGGAGGCCGAUUGAGAGGGAGGCGGAGAGCCAGAGGAUGGUGAAUUUGGUGGAUUGGGUUUGGGGAUUGUACGGUGAAGGGAAAGUUUUGGAAGCUGCUGAUGAGAGGCUCAAGGGGGAGUUUGAGGUUGAGGAUGUGAGGAAGAUGCUGAUGAUUGGAUUGAGCUGUGCGAAUCCGGAUAGCGGCGAGAGGCCGACGAUGAGGAGAGUGCUUCAGAUGUUGAAUGGGGAAGUUGAAGUUAAGGCUGUGGCUAAGAGUAAGCCUACUCUCACUUUCUCCUGUGGGUUGAGUCUUUCUCUUGAGGAUAUUACCUCUGACUGUGAAUAG
This is a messenger RNA of Linum tenue, 2025 nucleotides long. The record is from the annotation of a GenBank genome assembly. Lineage: Eukaryota; Viridiplantae; Streptophyta; Magnoliopsida; Malpighiales; Linaceae.